Messenger RNA from Nematostella vectensis (starlet sea anemone), 4574 nucleotides. RefSeq names its product attractin-like protein 1. Gene Ontology annotation, molecular function: protein binding. Bases 43 to 3501 code for a protein of 1152 amino acids. Gene Ontology annotation, cellular component: Golgi apparatus. The record is from RefSeq and is a predicted model, not a curated record. The transcript is spliced from 29 exons. Lineage: Eukaryota; Metazoa; Cnidaria; Anthozoa; Actiniaria; Edwardsiidae.
UGGAGCGAGUAGACAGUUUUCGAUUAGAAACAUGGUGUCACCAUGUUUGUUGGACCCGAUAUUCGCUUUCUUUUUAUUAUAUUAUCAGUAUUUACAAUAUUUAACGUAGUCCACAAUAGUUUUAUGAAACCCCAAGGAUGUGGGGCAAAAGAUGAUUGUAAUUGUAGCCCAGGAUAUUGGGGGUCGGAUUGUCAGUACUCUAGACUUCGAUUGACUGGGGAGAAGGGUAAACUUACAGAUGGCAGUGGAAAGUAUAGGGAAUCUUCAAAAUUCAUGUGGCUUAUUGAAAGCCCAAGGCCCAAUAGUACUAUAGUGUUAGAGUUAGAUGAGUUUGCGACUGAGUGCUCAUGGGAUCACUUGUAUGUCUAUGAUGGCCGGUCCAUCAGAGCACCCCUCCUCGGGACUCUUAGUGGCAUGCGACGCGAUGCCCACAUCAAGGAAGUUGCUGAUGCACCAAUCAUUUCUCUCUUUUCUCGCUCGGGUGCUGCCUUUCUGUAUUUCUAUAGUGAUGCUAACUUUGCCAUGAACGGCUUCUCUAUCAAAUACAGUAUCAAGCUAAACUGCCUUGUGAAGUGCAGUUACCAUGGUGACUGUGCAGCAGAUGGAUCAUGCGUAUGUGCGGCAGGGUGGGGUGGGUCUACAUGUAGCCUGCCUGAAUGCCCUAUCACCUGUACCAGCGGCACAUGUGACCUCACCGUGAGAUAUUGUUCUGGGUGUGCUGCAGGCUUCACUGGGCCAGCUUGUAACACAUCAUUAGGGGAAGGCUAUUGGACUCAACACAUUGCUUACAAUCAAGAUGCGAUGUCUGGCCGUGCGUCCCAUAGCACUGUUGUCCUGGGUGACUGGAUCUGGGUUUAUGGAGGAUACUCUCUCAUUAGCACACAAUUCAAUGAUCUCAUUAGGUACUCUUUGUCAAACAACACCUGGGAAGUCCUUCAGCUAGAUCCUGCUAGUCCAGUACCAUCUAGAAGAUAUGGGCAUUCUAUGGUGGUGGUUAAUGGUUCUUUAGUCGUUUUUGGUGGUAGAGUUGAGGGUAGUGAGGUGAAUGAGUUGUGGAUUUUUGACACGCAUCUCAUGUCUUGGCAAGAGGUGAGCCCUAAAGGGGGUAACACUCCACUAGCUGUCUCGGGACACUCUGCAACUGUAGUGGGUGGCAAGAUGGUGGUCCUAUUUGGGUACGGCCCAGAGGAAGGAUUUACACAGAAGGUUCAGGAAUACGACCUAAUGACAAAUUCCUGGCAGUUGUUCAAUGUGAGCUCCCAUAUCGUACGUGCUACCUAUGGUCAUAGCAGCGUAUAUGACCACCUCUCUGGCCGGAUUUAUUUGCAUGGGGGAUAUCGGAUGCCAUCACCAAAAGGCAAUUCCAAGGAUGAGAUCUCCAGCGAUACCAAUGCAUACGACCCAAACACAAGGCAGUGGUACACAUUACUGAGCAGUGACCAGCCCAGGUUCUUCCACUCGGCUGUGCUUAUUGGUCACAUGAUGCUUGUGUACGGUGGUAACACCCACAAUAUGACUGUGGCAUCUGAUAAGCUGACUAAAUGCUACUCACAAGAUUUUCUCAUGUUCGACACACGGUGUAAUAACUGGAAUAAGAUGCCAACUAAAGAUCUUCCGAUCUUGUCGGAACGAUUUGGUCACACCGCCAUUCAGAUAAACAGUACAAUGUUCAUUGUUGGAGGAUUCAAUGGUACCAUGCUGAAUGAUGUGUUAUCGUACACUGUGGGUGAAUGCUCUGUUUGGAAGGAUCAGUCCACUUGUCACCAGGCUUACUUGCACAGUGGAUGUGCCAGGUUACUAUCCACUGGAGCCUGCAUUAGCCCAGUGGCUGCUCACAAGAGAGCAAAUGAUGCCAUCUCAAGGCCCGCAUGCACUGCCAACCCAGGGCAUUGCCAGGGGUUUGAUUCCUGCCAGAGAUGCACAAGUAGCGCCCAUGGCUGCCGAUGGUGCAGCAAGACAAACAAAUGCUCUAGCAAGCCUUGUGAACACUCUGAGGCCGAGGUAAUUGAGGUCGACAAGUGUGAAGCCCCUACUAGUGUAUGCCAAGUGGGUAUGUGCGCACACACCCGAUGUGAUAACAGCACAUCAUGUGAUGACUGCACCCGGAGCAAGGGGUGCAUGUGGUGUGAGUCGAAUCAGAAGUGCGUCCCUCUCAAUGCCUACGUGGUGUCCUUCCCAUAUGGACAGUGCCAUGAAUGGACACGGGACAAUACAUGUGCAGCUGUCCAGUGCUCUAAGAUGGUCUCUUGCUUGGAUUGCCACACCCUUCCGGGUUGUGGCUGGUGUGAUGAUGGCUCUGGGACUGGUUUGGGGAAGUGCUUGGCUGGUGGUGAUCUGGGACCAUUUGUGUCCAACAGUACCUCACAAGACAGCAGAUGUCCAGUCAAGGGUGGCAGGCAGAUGUGGUACUUCAUCGAAUGUCCAGCAUGUCAGUGUAACGGCCACAGCACAUGUGACAGCAAGAACAACUGCAAAACAUGCCUGCAUAACACAAAUGGGACCAACUGCCAGAUCUGUAGUAAUGGUUACUAUGGCAACCCUAAGAACGGAGGUACAUGUAAAGCAUGUGAGUGCAAUGGACACGGAACCUCUUGUGACCAUUUGACAGGAUCAUGCGUCUGCCUCACUAAAGGCGUGGUCGGUGCUAGCUGCGAGCUGUGUGAGGACAGCAAAGGUUACCAUGGAAACGCUACUCGUGGGGGAAACUGCUUUUUCGAUUUGACCAGCAACUACGUGUUCACCUUCAACGUGUCAGGCAAGAACAGGGCGAGCUUCAGGAACACACCGCAGAAGUCUGAUCGCGACGUGUUGUUCACCAUUCGAGUGCUCGGAUCUCAAGCCUUGAUGAACGUCACCUACACUACUGGCUCCGGGAGCGAAGAGCGAGCUGUGAUUCUAAUGAAGCCGAUCGGUUACUCCAAAACCACGUUCAAACAUGAAGAUUACGCAUUCGGCAAAGGAGUUGUGUUUAACAUCCAUGUGUACGACAUCGAUUUUGGCAACGUCAGUCUCGACAUCUCAUUUUCGCAAAUGACCCCAUUCUUGUUGCUCAAGUUCUUCAUUACCUUUUUCGGGUGUUUUUUCUCCAUCUUGAUUGUCACGUUUAUUGCUUGGAAGAUCAAAGUGCGCUAUAAUAACUACCUAAUGUCAAGGCAACGUCAGGUUGAGAUGCGACAGAUGGCCAGUCGUCCAUCCUCUAGUGUGAGCCUGCUGAUUGACAAGCAUGAUGACCCGUACUGCCGACAGACGUACCCCACCGCCAUAGCACAGCAGCCGUUCGCAUUUGACCACGUGGGAGUGGUCACAGUCCUCGUGCGGCUGCCCAGUACGUCGGCUGGCCUGGCUCCUAUUGGCCAAUCAGGCAUCUGUUGCGCCAGCGCACUCGUGACAACCCAAGGUCACGCAAGUAACCCACAGAAUGGCGUUCUGGCGUCACGCCGGAAGUGUGGCCGCAGAGCGGUACCCGACACACGGCGAUCGCGGUUCGGCCCUUGCAUUUAGCUGAGAUCGAACUGAAUGCAAAUAACGAUAACAAUAGUUUUGUUUAUAAUGUAAUAUACACGCUUGCUUUGAAAGAAAAUGCUGGAAGAAGUCAUUAUUCGACUUGCCGACAAUAUUACAGCCUUAGGCCAAGGCCCAGGUUAAUUUAUGUGAAUAAGGCUAAAUCCAUGCAAAUGAACCAAUAAUACGGCUAACUGAUAAUGCGGCGUUUGAACCUAGCCUAAGGGGCUAGAUUGAGUCAGGGAAGUGUAAGGAUUGAGUUGAAUGAAUUGCUGUCCAUAUAGGGGAAACCUGGGGUAACAAGCAGGCGCGCGCACCCCAGACCCCCGUCAUUCAUCGGCAAAUCUUGCCUACGCGACUGAUUAUUAUUUUUUUCUAGACACGAAAGUCCAAAGAAGGAAUCUUUAGCUGUUUUUUUCCACGGAAGUCAAGUAUUUUGAUAUAACAAUUACGUUGUUGUUAGCAUUUUCAUUAAAAUUUCCCUCAGUGAGUAUUUGACUCAAAAGCAAAAGAACCUAUUCCAUAUAGUUGAUGAUUCCAUAAGGUAAAUUGCUGAACCAUCCAUUUAAAUGUAAAAAUAAUAUUUAUAAAUCGAAUUAAUAACGUAUCGAGAGAAAAACAGGAUAUUUGUCUAUAAAAAUACGACUACGAAGUUGUUGCUGUCUGGGGUAUUCAGUUGUACUUGUAGUUCUCAUUUUUUUUAUUAAGGAGUCGAUGUCAGCCGCCAUUUUGUCUUCCUAGCGAAAGUGCAAAAAGCAUCAAUUUCCAUCGCGGAUUUGGGAAGGGAUUACGAGAUUAUUAUUUUUUUGUGAAUUUGUUAAAAAAGGUUAUUUACUUUUUUUUUAGGUUGGCUCCCUCGAAAUUUUAAGAAUCAGUUCUAAUAUUAAAUGAAAACAAUAACUAUAAGGUAUGGCUGACAAGGGUUCUUUAAACUAGUACCUGCACUUGCCCUCCGUCUUCACAGCUAAAGUUGGGGUUUCAGAUAGAGGCAUUUAGUCGUUCCACAAAACAAAUGGUCACACCUCGAGAUCAAAGAACGGUUGUCAAUUAGUAAAGGAGUAUAAAACAACUGC